GAAUAAAGUGAUUAAUAAGUGCGUUAAUUUCAGGAAAAAAAGUAAAAAUGGCUCCCAAUGCUCGUUUGUGGAAGAGAGAUGCUGAGGUGGAUUCUGACGCGGCAAAGCUUGCGGAUGUAGCUAGUACAUUAGCUACAAAAAUAUUCGGUCACAAGCAAAAGCACCACACGACUACUACGGAAUCUGAGCUUGAGAUGGAAGAGAACGAAGAUUUCAGCACAGCAUCCCCAACCAAAGGAGACGCGGAAAAGCUUGGAGAUAAGGCAGCUGAGAUGACCGAGGCUCUAGCUCAUGAGAUGGGGAUUCCGACAUGGGGACUCGUGUCCAUCAUUAUCGUCGUAGUACUGAUCAUUUUGGGCAUUUGCGGUUUCUGCAUCCGGCGCUGCUUCCGAAAGAGACGAUCCAAAGAUGGGAAGAAGGGCAUGAAAGGAGUUGAUUUGAAAUCGGUACAAUUAUUAGGUUCAGCAUACAAAGAAAAGGUUCAACCCGAUAUGGAGGAACUUACUGAAAAUGCAGAAGAAGGAGAUGAGGGCGAAAGCAAACAAAGUGAGCAAAAGCUAGGAAAGCUACAGUACAAGUUGGAAUAUGAUUUCAAUUCGAACGCUCUCACCGUCACCGUGAUACAAGCGGAGGAACUUCCUGCUUUAGAUAUGGGAGGUACUUCUGAUCCCUACGUCAAAGUGUAUCUACUCCCGGAUAAAAAGAAAAAAUUUGAAACAAAAGUUCAUCGUAAAACUUUGAAUCCGGUGUUUAACGAAUCGUUUACCUUCAAGAGUCUCCCUUAUGCCGAAGCGAUGAAUAAGACGCUGGUGUUUGCCAUUUUUGACUUCGAUCGUUUCUCUAAGCACGACCAAAUUGGAGAGGUUAAGGUACCACUUUGCCAGAUUGAUUUGGCCCAAACGAUCGAGGAAUGGAGAGAGUUACAGAGCGUUGAGGGUGAAGGAGGGCAGGAAAAUAAGUUGGGAGACAUUUGCUUCUCAUUGCGCUAUGUACCCACUGCAGGUAAAUUAACUGUCGUUAUCUUGGAAGCGAAAAAUCUCAAAAAGAUGGAUGUCGGCGGUUUAUCAGAUCCAUACGUCAAGAUAGCCCUGAUGCAGAACGGAAAGCGUUUGAAAAAGAAAAAGACUAGUAUCAAAAAAUGUACACUAAAUCCCUACUACAAUGAGUCGUUCUCAUUUGAAGUUCCUUUCGAACAAAUACAAAAAGUGAAUCUUGUCGUCACCGUAGUGGAUUAUGAUCGUAUCGGAACAUCGGAACCAAUUGGAAAGGUUGUUCUAGGCUACAACGCUAGCGGCACAGAGCUUCGUCAUUGGUCGGACAUGCUGGCAUCUCCUAGACGCCCAAUUGCGCAGUGGCACACACUUAAAGAUCCAGACGAUGACAAAAAGGAUUAAGAAGCUUCAACAAGCAUUUCAAAUCCAGGGCGAAAUAGUUCGGAUCAAACCCAUCAA
Molecule: messenger RNA, 1451 nt
Organism: Anopheles maculipalpis
Lineage: Eukaryota; Metazoa; Arthropoda; Insecta; Diptera; Culicidae
Product: synaptotagmin 1
Exons: 8
Coding region: 48-1394 (448 amino acids)
Biological process (GO): regulation of calcium ion-dependent exocytosis; calcium ion-regulated exocytosis of neurotransmitter; regulation of dopamine secretion
Cellular component (GO): axon; dense core granule; synaptic vesicle membrane
Molecular function (GO): phosphatidylserine binding; syntaxin binding; clathrin binding
Source: RefSeq, a predicted model, not a curated record